This is a messenger RNA of Fundulus heteroclitus (mummichog), 4173 nucleotides long. It is a transcript of the gene lrrc4ba, whose product is annotated as leucine rich repeat containing 4Ba. Bases 385 to 2571 code for a protein of 728 amino acids. Gene Ontology annotation, cellular component: plasma membrane. Lineage: Eukaryota; Metazoa; Chordata; Actinopteri; Cyprinodontiformes; Fundulidae. The record is from RefSeq and is a predicted model, not a curated record. The transcript has 3 exons. Gene Ontology annotation, molecular function: protein binding.
UGCGGCUCUGCAGUGGAAUACGCGCUUAUUUGAGGAAAGCUUGGAGCGACGUUGCGUUUUUUGGACUCUAUGACGGCGUUAAGGGAUUUUUUUAAAAAUGUAACUCCUGGGCUCUUCUCACUUCACAAAACGCCUCACUCAAAUCUCCCGACAGCCUGAGAAAAAAGGAGAAUAACAUCUGUUUAUCUGCAUACUGCUAUGUUCAAGAAACAAGAGGAGGAAAGAGAGAUUGACGGAGGACAAAUGAGAUCUCAGAGGAUGUGGAAUUAGAGGGAACAAAUUGAUAGUGGAGGAACGGAAGGAGAAGUCAGCCACAAAUCCACCAGUGUGGAGUCACCUCACCUGUGUCUUCGGAUUAAAGAGCAGGGUCAUGUCCCAGUUGCCAUGCGCAUCGCCACGCUGACCUGCCUUCCCGGCCCUUCCCCCUUCCUCUUUCUAUUGGUCCAUCUGCUCCUGCGCCUCCUUCUCAGCCUCCACGGGCCGGACUUAGUGGGAGCCACCUCCACCUGCCCGUCUCUCUGCACGUGCUCCAACCAGGCCAGCCGGGUCAUCUGCACCAGGCAGAACCUGGAGCAGGUGCCCGAAAGCAUAUCAGUCAACACGCGAUACCUCAACCUGCAGGAGAACUCCAUACAGGUCAUCAAGUCCGACACCUUCAAGCAGCUGAGGCACCUUGAAAUCCUCCAACUUUCCAAGAAUCAGAUACGACAGAUUGAAAUCGGAGCGUUCAAUGGCCUCCCCAACCUCAACACGCUGGAGCUCUUUGACAACCGCCUCACGCUGGUGCCAACGCAGGCCUUUGAUUACCUCAGCAAGCUACGGGAGCUGUGGCUGCGCAACAACCCCAUCGAGACCCUCCCGAGCUAUGCCUUCAACCGCGUGCCCUCCCUGCGUCGCUUGGACCUGGGCGAGCUCAAAAAGCUGGAAUACAUCUCUGACGCAGCGUUCGUUGGCCUGGUCAAUCUGCGGUACCUGAACCUGGGCAUGUGUGGGCUCAAAGACAUCCCCAAGCUGACGCCCCUGGUGCGUUUGGAAGAGCUGGAGCUGUCGGGGAAUCGUCUGGAGAUCAUUCGUCCCGGAUCCUUCCAGGGUCUGGUGUCUCUCCGGAAGCUGUGGCUGAUGCACUCGCAGGUCUCUGUCAUUGAACGCAAUGCCUUUGAUGAUCUAAAAAGCCUGGAGGAGCUUAAUCUGUCCCAUAAUUCCCUGCACUCCCUGCCUCAUGAUCUUUUUACACCCCUCCACCAGCUGGAGAGAGUGCACCUGAAUCAUAAUCCUUGGGUUUGCAACUGUGACGUACUUUGGCUGAGUUGGUGGCUGAAGGAGACGGUGCCCAGUAACACCACCUGCUGCGCCCGCUGCCAUGCUCCUCCCGUCCUUAAGGGAAAGUACAUCGGGGAACUCGACCAGAGCCACUUCACCUGCUUUGCUCCCGUCAUCGUGGAACCCCCCACUGACCUCAACGUCACCGAAGGGAUGGCUGCCGAGCUGAAGUGUCGCACCAGUACGUCUACAACGUCCGUGAACUGGAUUACGCCCAACGGCACGCUGAUGACCCACGGGUCUUACCGCGUGCGGAUAUCGGUUCUGCACGACGGCACGCUGAACUUUACAAACGUCACCCUGAGAGACACGGGCCAGUACACCUGCAUGGUCACCAACGCUGCAGGAAACACCACUGCUACUGCCGUCCUGAACGUCACUGCUGCUGACGCCAACACCAACAUCACCUAUUUUACAACUGUUACCGUGGAAACGGAUAACGGGGGAGUGAAUGAUUAUACGCCGGUUGCCCUCGGUGAGACCACCAUUCCUAAUCCGUCUGACCUGCUGUCAGAAGUGGUUCCCACCACCGACUCUUCUCUGACUGGCGGCUGGUCGUCCUCCUCCACCCGGGCGACCCGACCCACUUUCACUGUGCCGUUCACGGAGCCGGGCUUCUCUGGCCUGGACGACGUGAUGAAGACCACCAAGAUCAUCAUCGGCUGCUUCGUAGCCAUCACCUUCAUGGCGGCGGUGAUGCUGGUGGUGUUCUACAAGCUGAGGAAGCAGCACCAGCUGCACAAACACCACGGCCCUGCUCGCGCCAUUGAGAUCAUCAAUGUGGAUGAUGAGCUGGGGCCCGGAGCCGGCGGCCGGGGCAGCGGCAUCUCCGGAGGCUCCACCGUAACGCAAAGCGCAGGCGGUGGAAUAGGCGGGGGCCAGAGUCUCAGGUUGCACCACCCAGAGAUUGUGAACCUACCCAACCUGGCUCGGUCGGAGCACCUCAACCACUACUACAAAACACAUCACUUCAGCAGCAACAUGAUGAGCCUGGGGAUGGGCGCAGGGCCCGGCGUGGGCCUCAACAACAACAACAACCCCUCGCCGUGCUCUCAGUCGCAGAGUAUAUCCUGCUCCCAGGGUCCACCCACUGGUGGGGGGAUGUCCACCGGGGGCACCCUGCCCUCCACCGUGGCCCUGCCUCAGCUGGGUCUGCACAGCUCCCUGAAAGGCCUGAUGGGUAAAGGCCAGAAUGAGCCGCUCCUUUUUAAGAGUGGCUCAAAGGAAAAUGUGCAAGAGACUCAAAUCUAAAAAAAAAAAAAAAAAAAAGGUAGACUUUCGAGGUAAGACGCGGUAGAUGCUAAAGAGACUAUUUGAGGGAGAUUGUAGCCUAAUGUCCUCAUGGACACUUUUCAGAAAGGCUCUCCAUAACCUUUAUUCUGUGAUGGCCCUUUGUUAACAGAUGGUUAGAGAAAAGGAGACAGUAGACCAGUUCCACCAACAGCAUUUUCACAGUCCCAAAUGUCAGAAUUUCUCAUUGUGUGCAGCUUGAUAUGGUCUUUGCCAGAGCUCAAAAUCAAGCCUUUUCUCUCAGUGGACAGAUAAGAACAAUGGGCGCGUGCAGUCAACCCUUCAAGGAUGUAUACGGAUUGCUUCGCAUUUUUCCAGAUGCAUUCAGUGUAUAUAUUUGGAGGGGGACAUAAUAUUGGCCAUUGAACAUGUUGUCAGAUUAGUGUUUGGCAAAGGCAGCGAAUAGCAAACAAUGAUUUGUGUGAGCGAAGCGGAGCAGUCGCAGGUUUUCAGGAAAACAUGGAGGGAGUAAAAUAAGAGCAGAGCAGCGAGGCUGCUUGGAAUAUCAGAACAACAAAAAGUGGUUUUACUCCUCACUUUAUCCCUUAUUUUCAAUUUUACACUUCACUGGUUACUGUCUUCUUUGGAAGAAAGGAAAUAUUGUGAAGGAAUAAAGGACAAGAAUAGAGAGAUACAAAAAAAAGAACUGAAGAUACACGUUAUAUAUACCGUAAAUAUAUUUUCAUUCAAAUAAAUUAUGAGAAAUCUUUAUCACGCUAAUGAGUGACCACUACGACGACUGAAGAAUAUAUAUAUUUAAAAGAUUUUUAAAAACAGGCCCUGCCGUUUCAGUGGAACCAGCCCCGUUACAACUUUUCUGAGCUUGGAAUAAGAAAAGCCGCCCUGACUGCUCUUCCUCUGGAUACAACGACACAAGCCCGGCAAAUUGAUGAAAAAGAAAUUAUUUUGGUCUUGACUCUUUUGUUUUUGUAGCUGAUUUCACUCUAACUGACAGAGAAGGCGGAUCUGAUACUCUCUGCAGAACCAUGAAACACCACAGGAGCGUUUAACCUUUUUAUUUUCCUGUAUUUGGUGGCACUAAUAGUAUCAAUAAUAGUCACGGCAGUAAAAAUGAUACCUUUAUUUGUCAUCAAUACACAUUGCAUUUAACGUGGAAUUGCAGGUAAUAAAAAACAUUCAACAAAUAAUUUGAGAUCGUAAUGAAAUGACAUUAUUGUUAUUAUUGUUCACGUGACUAUUGUUGUUACUGCUAGUGCCCACAGAUAACCGAGAAGUGAGUUUUUUUUCCAUUUGUACAUGACGCUGAUGUGAUGGGCGGAUGGAACGUGCCACUAAAUAAACUCAGCUGGAAAUGAGCCCGUCCCACAGAACGGCUUCCUGGAGUCCGGCCCUCAUGGGGCCCUCUGAUGGGGCCCCCUGAUGGGGCCCUCUGAUGGGGCCCUCUGAUGGGGCCCUCUGAUGGGGCCCUCUGAUGGGGCCCUCUGCUCUCUGACAAUAAGGACCAAGACUGCAGCUUUUGGCGGAGGAUUAUUUCCCAGCUGUAUCUCAGUGUUAGGAGUUGAUUUGAUGGCAGCGGGGGGCAAAAAUGGACGGACAUUUUUU